Molecule: messenger RNA, 552 nt
Organism: Ustilago hordei
Lineage: Eukaryota; Fungi; Basidiomycota; Ustilaginomycetes; Ustilaginales; Ustilaginaceae
Exons: 1
Coding region: 1-552 (183 amino acids)
Source: RefSeq, a predicted model, not a curated record
AUGUCAUCUUCAAACGCUUCCCCUUCAACCUCACAAAACCGCAGCAACAACCUCUACUCCCUAGCAUCCCGCGUACCGCUCAUCAAAUCACCCUCGGUCUCCAUCCCAACGCCGGUCCAGCUUCCUCCCGAUCUGCACCCACUCCCAGCAGACAUCUCGGCAUACUUCGUCUACCCCUUCAGUCUCGAAUCCUACGUUCUUGAUCCGAACACGCCUUCGUCCUCGACAAUAGAUCAUUUGCUAGAGAAGCACAAGCAAUACUUGGAGGGGAGGGAAAGGGAGAAGAGGGAAAGAGAGGAGGAGAGGUUGAGGAAGAUGGCUCCUGGUUGGACUGGGGUUGGGGGUGUCUUGAUGCCGACUAGUACGGGUGGGGUUAAGGAUGCGACCGCGGCAGGAAAGGGUGGGAAGAGUGGGUCAUUGGUAGGAGAGGAGGCGGAGAAGCAGAAGAAGAGCGAGCAGAAGGGGGAGGAGAGGACACCAUUGGAUGAUCUGGCAGAUCACUUGGCUCAGUUGGAUGCUUUGGAUGCUACUCGUCGUGCUCCUACUUCAUGA